Messenger RNA from Strongylocentrotus purpuratus (purple sea urchin), 3661 nucleotides. RefSeq names its product tetratricopeptide repeat protein 25 (gene ttc25). Gene Ontology annotation, molecular function: protein binding. The record is from RefSeq and is a predicted model, not a curated record. Bases 116 to 1780 code for a protein of 554 amino acids. The transcript is spliced from 10 exons. Lineage: Eukaryota; Metazoa; Echinodermata; Echinoidea; Camarodonta; Strongylocentrotidae. Gene Ontology annotation, cellular component: cytoplasm.
UUAAUAUGGUCGCCUGCUGUAUGUAAGACAUAGGCUUACACAUAAAUUUGGAUUUUUGCCGUACUCAAGUUGGAUAUUUUGUUGGAGAAAUUGAAAGUCCGAACCCAGAUCCAUCAUGGAUGAAUACGUGGAUCCCGAGAAGGAGCGGGAGGAGCAGCUGAAGCUCCUGCAGUCUUACAUUGGAGAGGCGGAGGAUCACAUGAGAAAGAGAGAUUACAAACGUGCCAUGGAGGGCUAUAAUUUAGCCUUAGAAAUUGAACCCACAGACAAGAACUGCCUGGUUGCCCGAUCCAAGUGCUACCUCCAACUCGGUGACUCCAAGCAAGCACUGAAAGAUUCAGAGGCUUCACUCUCAGAUGAUGAGAAAUAUAUCAAGGGUUUGUUCCAGAAAGCAGAAGCCCUCUAUCAGAUGGGAGACUUUGAGAUGGCCCUCGUCUUCUAUCACCGUGGCAACAAAUUAAGACCAGAGCUCCAAGAAUUCCGUCUAGGCAUCCAGAAAGCACAAGAAGCAAUUGACAACUCGAUAGGAAGUCCUUCAAAGGUAAAACUAGAAAACAAAGGGGAUUUAUCUUUCUUCAAUAAGCAAGAUGAGGUUAAGACUAAAAAACCAGCAAGGAUGGGCUACAGUAAACCCAUGGCAAAGCAACAAGAGAACAAGAAGAAAAGACCAGCCAAACCUGAUCAGACGGCUGCUGAAAAGAAGACGGCAAAGCAACUUUUAGGAGAGCUCUACGCUGAUAAGGAAUACCUUGACAGGCUACUCAGAGAUGAAGACCUGACAAGAUCAGAUACAGACAGCGGUAACCGGAUCUACGAUCUAGUCAACGAGGGUCUUCAGUACCUGGACACCAGGACAGAGUUCUGGAGGCAACAGAAACCCAUGUAUGCCAGGAAGAGAGAGAAGGAAGAGGCCAAAGGGGCACGAGAGAAGAACAAGCAACAACCAGCCGAUCCUGCCAAGUAUAUACUCAAGAACCUUGAAGAAAUUGAUGCAGCACUGGCUGACAACAGACCUCGUGACGCUCUCAGGCAAGCCCAGAAGGUCCUCAGGAACGUUGAAAGCUGGUCAGAGAACGACGUCCCCGAGAAGCAAGACUUCAUCGCCAACCUUCACAGCUGUCUGGGUAACGCUUACCUGGACCUUGGUAAGAUGCCCGAUGCAGAGCAGAACCAUCAGAAAGACCUCGACCUCUCCACACAAAGUGAAAAUGACGAGGGCAGGUCAAGAGCGCUCGACAACCUUGGUCGCGUCUAUGCUCGCAUCGGCAAGUUUACCGAAGCAGUCGCGAACUGGACGGAGAAGCUUCCACUGGUCAAGUCUGCCCUGGAAGGCACAUGGUUGUACCAUGAGAUUGGACGAUGUCAUCUAGAGCUGGGAGACUUCCAGGAAGCGAGGGACUGCGGUCAGAAGAGUCUUCAGGCCGCCCAGGAAGCCGGGGAUGACGUCUGGCAGCUCAAUGCCAGUGUUCUCAUCGCACAAUCUGAAGUCAAACUUGGAGACCUGCAAGAGGCCAUCGAUUCCUUUGAGAGAUCCCUCGACAUGGCCAAGGUUCAAGGAGACGAGCCAGCGCAGAAGGCCAUUGCCAGUGCCUUGGAGGACCUAAAUGAAAAGAUCGUGCAAGGGAUCAAGGACAAGGAGGCUGAAGGAGACGUCCUACAAGAGGAGGAGGGAGAGAAGGAGACGCAGGAGGAGAAGGAGAAGGAGAAGGAAGUUGAGGAAACAAAGGAAGACGAGGAGGAGCCAGCAGCUGAACAGACAGAAGACCAGAAAGAAGAAUAAGCAUCAAAUUAUUGGAGAUGAUUAUAUUUGGAACAUUCUAAGACCGUUCAUCAUGUCCAAAUGUGGAUAAUGAUGAUCAGAGAAUUUAGAAUGCAAGGCACAACCCAUUUGUACACUGUACAAAAAUAUCUGAAACCGUUUCCCCCCACAAUAUCAACACACUUUCGAAUUGGUGAUAUAAAUAGUUCUGAAAAUGGAAUGGUGUAUGCAAGAGAUUUGCCUUUAAUAAGGUACAAAUGUUUAGAAACUCCAUAGUUUUGCAAGUGGUUCUCAUCAUUAGGUAAUCAAUAUUGGAAUAAGUUCAAGUCGUUGUAAGUUAGGAAUGACUUCAAAAAAAUUUCUUGUAAUGCUUUAUGUAGUCCUACAAAAUAUAUAAUUCUUUCCAUCCUUCAUCCAGUAUAUGGCAUUUGAUUUAUAUGUUUUUAUGUUAACGUAUACACUUUUGAGAAUAAUCAUGUUCAAUAAAAUGAUACCAUAGAUAUUGAUAGUAUUCAGAUAUUUUUAUUUUCUUUGAUUUGUUUAAGGGAGGAAGGAGGGCUGAUCUACAGCUUGAAUCUCUUCAAUACCUAAUGUCUCUCAGCAAUAUCAUAUUUCUUCCACCAUCAAAUCUUUCUAAUUUUUAAGUACCAGAUUUUAGUACUGUGAUUAUCGCUAUAACAAGCAAUAACUGACGGUAGUAGUUGUUACGUGGUCAUUUUGAUAAAUUAUCAAUUAUUAGAGAUGAGAAAAUAACUGGAUAACCGAUCAGUGCUGUACUCGGAGACAUUUGUCCCGUUGCAUAAAAAAUGUUUGAUGAAAUGCAAAGUUUUCUGAAAAUCAAACAGAAGCAGACAAUUUUUGCUGAAAAUGGUUGAAAUACAAGUUGUCUGUUAAUUUUUAGUUGUAUUUUGUCAUAAAUGCACAUGAAUGCCCCUUUAAACUGUAAACUUUCACAUGAGGCCUUUACAAUCUUUAUUUCAAUGUGAACUUUUUUAUUAGUGUAAUUUAGAGAUUUUCUGUUCUUUCAGAAGAGUGAUUCAUAUUUUCUUGUUUGUUUGAGACAAGACCACAGGAAUUUUUGAGAGGGAUUGCUUAGCAAUCAUGUGUUUAAUUAGGAUGUUAUUGAAUUCAUGAUAUUAUUUAUCAAAGGAGUCCAUUAUGCACAUGAUGUACGUAUUUUCUCUUAACUAUCUUGUAGAUUCCAACAUGUUUAUUUAUUUGGGCGGCGAUACAAGCCUUUUAGAAGUAAUUUGGUGGGAGAAAAUGUUUUGAUACGAGAGAAUUUGUCAAAAGUUCCUUUUUGAUUGCCUUGAUGGAUAGUACAUAGUGUAUAAUACAUGAUAUAAGCCUACAGUUUUGUGAGAUAUUAACAUUUUGAAAUGAAAUUUUUGAUAAUUUUGUCCCAAUGAAAACCCUCAUCACGAAACUUUUCUGAAAAGUGUACUGAUAAUUUGUUUGGUUUUAUUUCACAACAAAGUUGAAGCUUUUAGUUGAGAUACUUGUAUAGUCUUUUGUUAUAAAAUAUCAGAAUAGAAUGGUAAGUUCUUUGGAUGUUCAGGAAAUGCCUGUCGCAUCGUUGCCUGGCUUACGGACCAAUACUGUACCAAAACUGUACCGUACACAAAAUCAAAGAAAAUUAAAAUAUUGUACAUGAUAUAUUCUAUGUAAAUAAAUUAGCAUUUUGUACCAGAUUCUAUUUUCCUUUAUUAUGGAAGGUAGCCGUAUGUAUAAAAGAAGUAUUCACGUUCCUCCAGAUAUACUUGAUCUUUCAUUAAUGGUUUUGUGGCUAAAGCCCUUUUGUAAAUAAUAUUUGUUUUAUGUAUAUAUUACAUGUAUAUGUACAAAGAUAUGUUCUUUGACCAUCCAAUAAUAAAUGUUUGCUACUUGUAAAAAAAAAAAAAA